AUGGAAUCUACCCAUUAUGAUCGGAAACAACAAUGCUAUCCAAUUCAUCGACGAAUAUCAUCAGGUUUCAAUCAACAAUCGAAACAAGAUUAUUUAAAUAUAACUAGAGAAUCUCGUCAGUCUCCCACUGAACCACCUAUUGCCAUAGAGGAGAAUAGUGAAAAUACACUGAUCAGUCUUAGAACGGGAACAGUUCAGAUCAAUACAACAAAUUCAUUGGGUAUUGAUGAAGCAGGGUUGAAUAUAAUUACAGACCCACAGGUACCAGGCAAUGUUACAAUAUCGGUACAGAUUGUGGAAUGCGUGAAUUGCCCAUAUGAAACACUUGUAAGUGAUUUAUCACCAUCUCAAACUCUCAAUUUAACAAUUAAUACUAAAUACACGUAUCGUCUACGAAUUGAACUCAACAAUGCAACUGUCUGUCUCGAAACGUUAAAUUUAUAUGAACAUGGUCAAUAUGUAUUUAAUAUUCAAUCGAACACUGGCGCAGCACUAACUAAUGGUUCAUCCGAUACGGCAUUAAAGUGUACAUUAACCACUCGACGGUUAUCGAACAAUAUUUAUACCCCUUUGAUUGUCGGUGGUGUUAUUGUACUGUCCUUAUUUAUCGCCUGUUUAUUUGCUCAACGUAUGAAAUUAACUGGUAGAAUAUUAAAGAUGAAGGAACGCUUUUUCAAUCAUGUACCACCACAACAAUCUCAAUCAUCCUAUAAUCUACAACAACCGCAUGUGACAACAGCCACAGUUGGUCAAACAACAAUAUGUUCUCAUAUAACAAACCAUCAUCAUGAAACAACAACGGCUACCAUUGAUUCGGUUGAAAAUCAUCAUCAAACAAAACCAAUUCCAUCGAUAAAUACGGCCAAUGUAAUUGUGCCUCGUUCAAAACGUUUAUUGAGUUUAGAUGCAUUUCGCGGAUUGGCAUUAGUAGCCAUGAUUUUUGUUGAUUACGGUGGUGGUGGUUAUACUCAAUUUGAACAUGCACCGUGGCAUGGCAUUACAUUUGCUGAUCUUAUGUUUCCAUGGUUCAUAUGGAUCAUGGGAGUCUCGAUUAUCUUCUCAUUAAAAAAUAGUUUAGAUAGAAAUGUACCGAAACGAAAAUUAUUAUGGAAGGUGGCAUUGCGCGUCAUUAAGUUAUUUCUGAUAGGAUUUAUAUUAAAUACACAUUUCAAAGUCUAUUUAUCCGAAGUACGAAUAUUGGGUGUUUUGCAACGAUUUGCAAUUGUUUAUGCAGUUAUAGCGACGAUUGAGGUUUUAUGUGCAAGAAAACACAUGUUUUCAGUUUCAACAAAUCAUUUAUCAGCUGUAACAACCACAACUACAACAAAAGCAACAACAAGCAAUUCAAAACGAAUGACAAGUGUAUUUCGAGACGUUUUCAAUUUUCCGUUACAAUGGCUGGCCGUUAUUGGCUUAACAACCAUAUGGGUAUUGAUCAUCUAUUUAGUUCCAUUCGGAGAAUGUCCAGCGGGCUAUUUAGGACCAGAGCGUUUGACUAUCUUUUUUUUUAUUUAUCGUUCUGGUGGAAUACAUGAAAACGGAACAUAUAUCAACUGUACCGGAGGAAUUACGGGAUAUAUUGAUCGAAUAAUAUUUAGUGAACGACAUCUUUAUCAAUAUCCAACUUGUCAACUCAUUUAUGGAUGUACUCAGGCCUUUGAUCCAGAAAAUUUACUCGGCGCUUUACCAACAAUAUUCUUAGCCUAUCUGGGCGUACAAGCUGGCAGAAUUUUAGUUAUGUAUCAAAAAGAUAUGGAUCGUCUUAUAAGAUUAUUUUCUUGGAGUAUAUUUACUACAGCAAUUGGAAUUGGAUUGACAGGUGGUCUAGCUUAUGCACUAUUCGCUUUAAUGUAUAUCCUAAUUGAUAUGUUUAAAAUCUGGAACGGCUGUCCAUUCCAAUAUCCAGGAACGAAUUCAAUAUUAAUCUACAUGUCUCAUAUUAUAUUCGCUACCUAUUUUCCCGUACAAUGGAUGGUAGCCGAAACACAUGCUGCUCAUUUAGCAAUGGCCAUUUGGGGAACAUUAUUUUGGAUUAUUAUUGCAUAUAUAUUUUUUCAAAAACGAAUCUUUUUUGUGCUAUAG
This is a messenger RNA of Didymodactylos carnosus, 2082 nucleotides long. The record is from the annotation of a GenBank genome assembly. NCBI's taxonomy places the organism in Eukaryota, Metazoa, Rotifera, Eurotatoria, Philodinida, Philodinidae.